CCGCACCCACCCACACACACACCCAUUCAUGACCGCACACACGGCAGACGAGACAGUCACGCUUUCCAUCGGCUCUCAACGCCACACGAAAUGUCACUCAAGGGAAAAGUCGCUGUGGUGACCGGAGCUGCAGCGGGCAUUGGCAAAGCCUUCUGCGAGAUUCUCUUCAGGAACGGAGCAAAGGUUGUUCUGCUGGAUGUGAACCCAGAAGCGGGAAAGAGCGUGAUGGAAGCUCUCAACAAGGAGGACGGCCAAGAUCGAGCUGUUUUCCUCAGCUGUGACGUCCGCUCUGAGGAGCAGCUGAAAGCUGCCUUCAAGAUGGCCGCUGACACCUUUGGAGGAAUCGACAUCGUGUGCAACAAUGCCGGCGUCCUGGAUGAGAAGGAAUGGGAGCUAACGUUGGACAUCAACCUUGUGGGAGUCAUCAAGGGGACCUACGCCGCCAUGGAGCACAUGAGCAAGUUGAACGGCGGUCGAGGAGGGGUCAUCGUCAACACUGCGUCAAUGGCAGGUAUCAGGCCGCUCGUGUGCUGCCCGGUCUACAGCGCGUCCAAAAGCGCCGUGAUCCACUUUGCCAGAGCCAUGGCGGGGGCCUCCACUUUAGCGGGCUACGGCAUUCGCUUUAACGCCAUUUGUCCAGCUUUGGUUCAAACCGACCUGCUUGAUGGUUUAAACAGUAAACUGGGACAAUUCACCGUACUGAAGCAGCCCACCCAACAAUUGAUAGAAAAGCAUGGCGUGUUAAGUCCGUCCGAUGUGGCAGAGUGUCUUUUGGAACUGGUGACAGAUGAGAGCAAGAAUGGAGAAGCCCUGAUGGUGACCUCCCAAGCAAAGACAUACACCCCAUUUAUGUCCAUCCCUAUUAUCAGUCUGGAUCUUUAAUAGUGCGUUCUCAGCUGAUUUGGCCUGUCUGCAAAUUGAAUGUAUCAUUGAUAUAUACUGCACUGUACAGAAUAUUCACAGUGGCAUUCCAGUUGAAUGAAUGUUAAAUGCAAUAUUAAAUCUCAAGGCUGAACUAAAGAAAA
Syngnathus acus (greater pipefish) is the source of this 1025-nucleotide messenger RNA. RefSeq names its product 15-hydroxyprostaglandin dehydrogenase [NAD(+)]-like. The transcript has 7 exons. Gene Ontology annotation, molecular function: oxidoreductase activity, acting on the CH-OH group of donors, NAD or NADP as acceptor. Bases 91 to 882 code for a protein of 263 amino acids. NCBI's taxonomy places the organism in Eukaryota, Metazoa, Chordata, Actinopteri, Syngnathiformes, Syngnathidae. Gene Ontology annotation, cellular component: cytoplasm. The record is from RefSeq and is a predicted model, not a curated record.